Linum tenue is the source of this 3865-nucleotide messenger RNA. The record is from the annotation of a GenBank genome assembly. Lineage: Eukaryota; Viridiplantae; Streptophyta; Magnoliopsida; Malpighiales; Linaceae.
AGAAAAAAAGAGGAGAUAGAUAGGACAGGCCAGGGCAGGCAAGCAGCCAGCCAGCCAGGGAAAGACUCGAGCGAAAGAAACGUAGAGAGAGAUGUCCAACGAACAAACCAAAUAGCUGAUAGAUUAGCCAAAUACACUCCCCUUCCUCCACACACACGCACACACACAACCACAGCACAGGCCUCGCAGAGCUCCAGAGCUCCAGAGAGAGAGAGAGAGAGAGAGGAAGAAAAUUACAGUGACAAUCCCGGAGCUCGAUAUCCAAGACCAAGACACUGUUUGCUAUAUUAACCAUCUUUGCCUAUAUUUCAACUGCUGCUGCUUGCUGACUCCCACCUUCUUCCUUUUCCCCCCCAUCUCUCUCCCUUAUCCGAUCUCCCUCCUUUUUUAUCUGCUCUUCCAUGGAUCCGUUCAACCUUGUUCGUAAAGGUUUUGGAUAAGCCUACUGAAACUCUUGCGAUUACUCAGUUCUCAGGGUCCUUUUUCUUUUUUGAAUAUAGUAGAGUUAUCGUUCCCAUUUUAAACAGAAAUGAGCUUAUCCAAGAAGGUGUCUCAAAGUAACGACACAAGCAUUAACUUCCCAAGCAAGGCUACGGCUUUGAAUCCAAAUGCCAUAGAGUUUGUUCCAUUUUCCCUCAGAUCACCUGGAAGUACUUCAAACACAGCUGAUGCAGCUCCAAGGUUUGCCACUUCUGCGACUGUUGGGAAUGCAGCUCUUAAUCGUUCAGAGUCAUCUGUAUCUAAUGCCUCAGAUGAAGAAGCUCAUCGGUUCUGGCGUCACCAGCUACCUGAUGAUAUCACUCCUGACUUCAAGGUGGUGGGUGAAGAUGAUUCUCAAGGAUAUGAUGUCCUUUCUUUGGCAGGCUUGUCAUUGAACGAUGUUACUGAAGCCUCGAGGUUCUCCCCUUCUGUCGGCAGUGGGCACGUAUAUAAUGGACAGCAACCGUCUCCUCGUCAUCUGAAUGGUGGCGUCUAUGGUGACAAGAUGAAGUUUCCUGCUUCUUCUUAUGGUGAAGAUCCUACAGCAGGCAGUCUUUUGAAUAUUUCUGCUAAGCCAUGGGACAAACAAGUUAUGAACACUGAUCAACUUCUUGACAACGGGAGGGAGAUAAAUCCUUACAGUGACAAUUCUGGACAAGUGUUCAUGAAUGACAUGUUAAGUGAACAUGCUAUGAUGGAUGGGACAGAAAUGAAUCCCUUGGAGUUUCUGGCUUCUCAAUUCCCUGGAUUUGCUGCUGAAAGCCUCGCGGAAGUUUAUUUCGCGAAUGGGUGUGACUUAAAUCUCACAAUCGAGAUGCUCACUCAGCUAGAGGUUUACUCUUUUUACUAAUUCUGUUCUCUUGGCGUACUUUCUUUCUAGUUGUAUCUGUUUGCUUAUUCUGGAGUAAUUUUCACUUGUUUUGCUUGCAUAAAUCAUGUAAAUCUUCAAUUGUUCAAUUCUUUCCCAACUAUGAAUAGGUAAUUGGUUAAUUGUUUCCUUACUAUGAAGAGGGAUGUCAGGUUAAAGUUAGAACUGCUGCAUAUGACAAUCAUAACUGGAAACAGCUACUGAAAGAUAUUAAGGAGGUUGUAUAUGUGAAUGUUGGGAUAGAUGAGGUUUUCCUAGUGUAAUCUCUGAUGACUCUGAAUCUACCAACUUUUUUUCUUCCCCAAUAAAUGUGUCAUGUCUGCCUUUUUUCUAUGAAGCUCCUAUUAUUGACACAAACUUAAGUUCCGUCCUAUUUGGUUCUUACACACUACAAAUUGGGACUGGACUUGAAAGCAUAUAAAGCAGUACUUCUUACCAGUUUACGUACGAUUUUUGUUUUUCCUGGUCAGACAACCUCCUCUUUACCUUCUGGUGAUAUUCAUUCUGGCUUUUUUGUCCGACAUUGUCAUGAUGGCUGUGUAGAUCCAGGUGUAAAGAUAUUGCACACAACUGUAGUAAUGCUCAGGUUUAACGACAUCUUGGAUAAAGAGAAGCAGGGGGUGUUUGCUAUAAAUUUGCCAAAUUUGCAAUGUGUCUUACACCUUUGGAAAGGGAUACUGGAUGUCUUAUGAGAAUUGAGGCAAUGAGCUUGAUGCAAAUACUUUCUGCUGCAUUUCGUUAAGAAAGCUGAUAAGAGAUAUCAGCUGUUUUGUUUUUGUGUAUUUGAGGCAUCGGUUCUAGAUCUAUAACCUUCAACUUGAAAUGUUGGCCAUAAUAUUACAUGUAGGUGUGAUAAAUUUUGCUUUGGAAAUGGACAUUUAAUGGAUGACAGAGGUAUGCAUGAUCUGUGUGUCUAAAUUGCAGCUUCAGGUAGAUGGUGGUUUUAGCCAGAGUAUGAAUUCAAAGGUGUUGUCAGCUCCCAAUCUCAGUGCAAUGGAUUUCCCUGCUCUUUCUAUGCAAGAGAGCCAGAAUGGCUCAUCAAAGUAUCCUAGAGAUGAUAUUCCGCAAAGUAUAAACUCAUCAUACCAAUCUCCUGAGAAAGAGAACAUGCUCAUGUUCAAGUCUGGUCCAUCCUUUCCAUCUAGAGGAGCAACUGAUUUUGCUUCAGCUGUUAGGAAAAUGGCCCUUCAAGAUUCUAAUGUGUGGAAAUACGAAAGGAAUGGUCCUGCUGAUUCCUCCACAGUUGGUUCAAGCAGAAGUUCGAAUGUUCUGGCUAGUGCAUAUAGUAGUUCCCAAGGGAGAGCCAUGUAUACGGAUAGGUUACAGAAUCGUACUUCUUCUCGAGCCACUCCUACUUGGCUUGAAACUGGAGAAGCAGUUGCAAAUUUGUAUUCUGAGAUGCGGGAAGAAGCACGUGAUCAUGCACGUUUGAGGAAUGCCUACUUUGAACAGGCACGCCAAGCAUAUCUCAUAGGAAAUAAAGCCUUGGCUAAGGAGUUGAGUGUCAAAGGGCAGCUGCACAAUGUGCAGAUGAAGACAGCCCAUGGGAAAGCACAGGAUUCAAUAUACCGACAGAGGAACCAAGGUGGCCUGGAGACACAGGGAAACGGCAGAGUUGGACAUGAGCGGAUGAUAGACCUACAUGGUCUGCAUGUAAGUGAAGCCAUCCACGUGCUGAGGCACGAGUUAGGUGUUUUGAGGAGCACUGCCAGAUCUGCAGAUCAGCGGUUACAGGUUUACAUAUGCGUUGGAACAGGGCAUCACACAAGAGGUGCUCGAACCCCUGCACGACUUCCAAUUGCUGUACAGCGGUAUCUGCUCGAAGAGGAGGGCCUUGACUACUCCGAACCCCAGCCGGGGCUUCUCAGGGUAGUGAUGUACUGAUGAGAUGAAAACAGACAUGACAUGUUUGAGAUAUAGGAGUAUUGUUUUUUGACACCACAUAUGCAAGGUCCAUGCUAGUCAUAGUCAUCAUCGAUCUUUCGUCAUUCUUGUAUCUGUACAUGGGAAGAGAAACGGAAGUGAAUGUAGAUGAUGAAAUCCGGAAAAUAAGAAAAAGAGGAAGGGCAGAAAAGGAGGAGCCAACAGGUCCAGAGCAGUUGAAGGUUAGGAAGGACGGUGACAACUGGAGAAAGGAUGAAAGUAGAAGUGUAUGGUUAACCUUUUGAUCACAUCAGUACAUCUUGUGUAGCCAACCAGGAGCGGAUGAUUUAGCAUCGGCCAGACAAGACCCUUUUCGCAGCCUGUUCAGCAGUUUGUUAGUUUUGUACCCUAAAAAUCUUUAUUGUUUUGUUUAUACUGUUUUUUGGUAUGUUUUAUUUCUCAGAUGUAAUUGGAUAGAAUUGAAUUUACAGGAUAGCAGAAUUCACAGACCCGCCCCCAAAAGGACCGUUGUCUGAGGGCAAAAAGCCGCUUAGUCCCGGAUUAUCAGGUUGCUGUGUUACUGGGGAGGAUUUCCCUGACUCGACAAGGUUUUGAAAUGAUUGUCAGUUGCAAUAUUGUGCAAGUUUGGUUUUA